GGAGGAUGCGUCCCGGGCUCCAUGCGCUGCAAUGGCUGAGGGACUGGACAUGAAGCUAGUAUCGUGAAAAUAACGGAAGGGAGCAUUCUGUUGUACCGAUGUGCUGCGUCAUUGACAGCCGUGGUCAAGAUCUAUCUCGAAGCUCGGCUCGAAGUCUUCAAGUUCGGGAGCUGCAGCUGACGGUGGAUUGAGGACUGUCAAGCUGCCCACCACUUACAAAGUACCAAGUAAUUACUCAGACAACCCGCCCACUACUGCUAUUCUACUAUGUCGUACUUGAAUGCUAUAGCUUGAAUAAAGUGGGCAAUAAGGCUUCGGUGACACCACGCCCACCGUGACAGCCAGCAAAAGCACUGAUGUCUAAACAAUGAAUUUUGUGGAUAGGCCAAACAAAUCCUGCUCUGAGACGAGACGAUUACGCCUGCGCCCGGACUUGUCUUGAUAUCGAGCACACCUGCGUUUAUUAUCUGGGCUCCUUAUCUCGUAGCGAUCACAACGGCAGGACUACAAGUAGUACCACUGGAGGUAGCUUGCGAGCUCGACUGAAAGGCACCUUACUAGGACUUAUCCACAGCUUGGAGCAGUCGAUUGCUGCACUGGUACUGUAGUGGUUGUGUGCUGUGCAUGUGCACUAUUCAAGGUCGUUACGCAGUACUAUCUCAGCUGAGUAUUAGGUACGGACCUUCACUACCACCGUUGGAUCCAUCCACCGCAUCCCAAAAACCAGCUUCCACCUCCCGCGCUUCUGUUCUGACCUCUGUCACUCCUUUGCUGCCCCUAGAAGUGCUCGAAGCACACUGCAAAGCAGAGAUUCCCCAGAGUCACCUAGCGUUCGUUUGCGCGGCUGGAGGCCGUCUACUCUGCAAUCAACGCUCUCUGCACGCUGACCAAAACCAUCCGGACCUGCCGCACUUCGACCGAGACACAGUCCGCAUGCCUACACGACAACCAACCCGCGACCGUUCUAUGGCCCUGUUCACAAGUUAAUUGACUGAACAAUAUGAACCGGCGAUAGUCUGAGAAAAAAAAAAAACCGCGGUGGUUCUCUUACAUCCAGAAAUAAUUCAUAAUUCAAGAGGCUGGCUACUCGAUCUGAACCAGUGGUGUCACUUGGCUUUGGGUUCCAAUACCAGGAUAUCAGCGACCCAGCCUCCUGCAGCUCUGUCCUACACACUUUCUGCAAAAUCUCCAACUAGUCGACCGCUGAGCUCGGAGCCAGGACUUUGGCACCAUGGCGUCGGUGCGCUCAGGCCUCCGGUAUUCCUGGCUGGGUCUGUGGUUAACGCUGCUCACAUUCCUGUCGUUCAAUGUUCUUGCUGGGGCCGAAGAGACACAAUGGAUCAAAUACACUGGCAAUCAAGGCACAGUAUGGCUCAAAGACGAUCGGAGGCCUUCAUUAUACACGCAGAAUUUUGGCGAUUGCCAGGGAGACUCUCUGAUCAAUGUCACUCGCUUCGAUGCUGCGUACUACAAGGACAACAUGACGGUUCUGUUUCACUUGGAAGGAAAUUCUGCUUUGAAGAAUGAGAGCUUGAUGCUCUACAUCGGUGUUUUCGCUUACGGGGAGUCUCGUUUUAAUCUGACCUUCAACCCAUGUAAUGCCAACAUUGACAGUCUCUGUCCACUGAACUCCUCAGUACCGAUCUUUGCGAACGGCAUCAUUCCUGUGUCACAGGCGGACGUGGCCAACAUCCCGUCUAUUGCGCUCACGAUCCCGGAUUUCGAGGGCCAGGCCAUCCUGCGAAUCUUUGCCAACUCAACACAGUCUCAGAUUGCCUGUUUCUCUGCGGUCGUCACCAAUGGCGCCACAUUUUCCCAUCCGGUUGCUAUCGGUUCUGUUUUGGGCGUAUUCACCGUGGUGGCCCUGGUUUCGUCCGUUGCGGUCUCCAUGUAUGGUCAAAGCAUCCCAGAAACCCGCAAACAUUAUGCACAUUCGAUAUCGAUGUUGGUGGUGUUCUCCGUCUAUCAGCAUAUCUUCUUCACGGGAGGCUUGUCGAUGAACUGGCCGAGUGUGUUGGUUUCGUUCUGGAGCAAUUACGCUUGGUCAGGCGGUAUAAUAUACAGCCAGAAGAUGCAAAACUCGAUCAACCAAUUCAUUGGUGGGAACCGAGGCAAUAUCAGUAUGGUUGGAGCAGCCCCAAGCGGUGAGAAUGCAGUGGGAUUGGGAGGGGGAUAUGAGAUCUCGCAGAUCUACAAGCGUGCGACAGCGGCAUUACUUCCUUUCCAGUCGUAUGAAGGUACUGGCACAACCUUUCGUCCCACCGAAUUGGAACACGUUCUGUGGAGGAGAGCGACAGACAAUGCAACCAUGGCUUCCCCAUGGCACGGCACACCCGUCCUUCCAGGAUUACCAUUGCCUGGAAACUAUUCCGGCUUUGCGGGGACCUUGGCCGAGUUGAACAUCCCAGCCUCUAACGCCUUCUUGACUGGGCUCCUAUGGUUUCUGAUCUUGGUCGCAUGUCUUCUGGCAGCUGUGGCCGUAUUGAAAUGGACAUUCGAGGGUUUGGCAGCCGUUCGGGUCGUUCGCACGGACCGACUUGCCUAUUUUCGAAAACAUUGGCUGUGGUUUGCCGGUGCGGCGGUACUACGGGCCUGCUACAUCGCCUUUUUCAUGAUGAUGUUUCUGACCAUGUUCCAGUUCACGCUGGGUGGAGCAACGGGCGUCAAGGCCAUUGCUGCUGUCGUCUUUGUGAUUUUCCUCGUUGGAAUGUUCGGUGUCGCUGCAUAUGCUUUGUGGUACAGAACGAAAUCCGCCGCACUGGUUGAAGAAGUCGGCCAAGCCAAUCCCGGGCCCAACGACGCCGAAAAGACGGCUCAAACUGCGUGGUAUAAAGGUGGCUGGCUCCGGACACCCGACAAGAGUACUGGUGGACAAGCGACAGAGAAACAACCGACGUGGCUACAACGGCAUCUGCCUGAUUUAGACUCCGGUCGUGUUCAUGUCCAUGACGACGAGAACUACAUGACCAGAUUCGGGUGGUUGGCUGCGCGGUUUCGUCGCAGCAAGUGGUGGUUCUUCUCUGCCUGGUUGCUAUACGAGCUGGUCAGGGCCGCUUUCUACGGCGGUGCUGCAGGUCACGCGCUCGUCCAAGUGUUUGGCCUCCUGGCAUGGGAGACGAUUUCCCUGGUUGCCAUUGUCUUGAUGAAGCCAUUUGAGAGUAACCGGCUCAACCUGCUCAUGGUAUACCUCUUGGGCUUCAGCAAGGUUGUCACCGUGGCCUUAUCAUCUGCCUUUGACGCUCGGUUUGGCCUGGGCCGCAUCUUGACGACCGUGAUUGGGGUGAUCAUCAUCGUCAUCCAAGGUGUUCUCACCAUCUGCCUGAUGGUUGCGAUUAUCCUGGGAGCGAUCUCAAGCUAUAUGUCCAUCACUCGAUACCGCGAGAAGAUCAAGCCUCAAUCAUGGCAUGGGCCACGCACGCGGUAUUUUGCACAUGUCGACCACAAAGCCACGGACCGGCCCAAGCCUCCACCGCCGUCCGCUCCGGAGCCAGAAGCCCCCAAAGAACCAUAUUUCUCAGUGUCGUCUGUUCGGCGACAACCCAAAAUCGAAGACGAAGAUCCUGACAUCGAAUACUACCAGUCACCGCGCAUGUCCGCAUCUAUGGACCCCGAGCCGGGUCCGAGUCGUCAACCAACUGCGUCUCGGGCACAAUCUAUACGAUCUCGAACUAGUGUGUCGAACCUCCCAUAUGGCGCAAGACCACACCGGGCGAGUUGGAGCACCAGAGACUUUCAGGAUUGGGAGGCCCAGCGGGGUGGAACUCCCAUCAACUCUAGGAUGAGCACGGAGAACAUACAAGAUGUCUCCAGAAGGCACCGGGCACAAAGCUUGCGAGGACCAUCACGAAGUGGGCCAAUGGGGUUUGGGCCUGCAACGCCGCCCAACGGGUCGGAUGUUCAGUUGCAGCUCAAUCGACAUCGACGCAGCAUGUCUACGCCUUUGGGACCGAAUCGAAAUAGCUCUGUUGUGAACGAAGAAACGGAAAAUGAGCCAGCCGGGAAUUGAAGCAGCAGCCAACCCCGAGCGGUCAGCCACGAAUCUGACGACUUGAUGAACAGAAACUUGAAUGUAAUCAAAUAGCUUGCCAGCCAGGGGAAACGACCUUGGUUUUGGGCAAUCACUAACGAACGACAUAAUAUCUUGCGAGCAUGCAUCAUGAUGGCGAAAGAGCAUGUCUUUGGGCCCAGCACGGUGACUUGGUUGAGCACAGUUAGUGGCUUCAUCGGUUCUUUCUGGUAGAUAGGGUCGUGACCCUUUACUUUGCAUGCAUAAUAGGUUGGUAGGGUGAUUCAAUGCUGCGGACGAAUUUGUCUAUAUGCAAGCGACGUGAUGACAGAGGACAAUGGACUACAUUGAUGUCUACUUGCACUGCAGCUGUAGGUUGUACAGUACAACUGUAGUGUUACUGUAGGUUCACUUCAAGUUGAGGUUCACGUAGGUACCUAUGUCUUCGCUGCUUUGAUGUGAAAAUACAAUGUAC
Exophiala dermatitidis NIH/UT8656 is the source of this 4481-nucleotide messenger RNA. RefSeq lists its product as uncharacterized. Gene Ontology annotation, biological process: transmembrane transport; fungal-type cell wall biogenesis. Bases 1232 to 4006 code for a protein of 924 amino acids. The record is from RefSeq and is a predicted model, not a curated record. The transcript is spliced from 2 exons. Lineage: Eukaryota; Fungi; Ascomycota; Eurotiomycetes; Chaetothyriales; Herpotrichiellaceae.